Molecule: messenger RNA, 8321 nt
Organism: Antechinus flavipes (yellow-footed antechinus)
Lineage: Eukaryota; Metazoa; Chordata; Mammalia; Dasyuromorphia; Dasyuridae
Product: cytochrome P450 20A1
Exons: 13
Coding region: 71-1462 (463 amino acids)
Cellular component (GO): membrane
Molecular function (GO): heme binding; iron ion binding; oxidoreductase activity, acting on paired donors, with incorporation or reduction of molecular oxygen
Source: RefSeq, a predicted model, not a curated record
AGCCGCGGGCAGAGAAGGACGGUCGAUCGCGGGUCGGGGUCCCAGGGCAGGGGAGGGGGCGGUUUGAGUCAUGUUGGACUUUGCCAUCUUCGCCGUCACCUUCCUGCUGGUCCUUGUUGGAGCCGUGCUGUACCUCUACCCGGCUUCUAGACAAGCUUCAGGUAUUCCUGGGAUUACUCCAACUGAAGAAAAAGAUGGAAAUCUUCCAGAUAUUGUAAAGAGUGGAAGUUUACAUGAAUUCCUGGUUAAUCUCCAUGAGAGAUAUGGGCCAGUAGUGUCUUUCUGGUUUGGCAGGCGCCUUGUGGUUAGUUUGGGCACUAUUGAUGCACUAAAGCAACAUAUCAAUCCCAACAGGACAUCACAUCCUUUUGAAACUAUGCUAAAACCUUUAUUAAUGUAUCAAUGUGGUCUUAGUGGGGAUGCAGUUGAGAAUCACAUAAGGAAAAAGCUCUAUGAAAAUGGUGUAAACAAGUCUCUACAGAGUAAUUUUGCUGUCAUGGUCAAGCUUUCUGAAGAAUUAUUAAGAAAAUGGCUCUCAUACCCAGAAUCUCAGCAUGUGCCUCUUUACCAGCACAUGCUUGGCUAUGCCAUGAAAGCUGUUACACAAAUGGCUUUGGGUAGUAGCUUUGAAGAUGACCAGGAGGUUAUUCAAUUUCAAAAGAAUCACAACACAGUGUGGUCUGAGAUUGGGAAGGGUUUUCUGGACGGUUCAAUUGACAAAAGCACAACCCGGAAAAAGCAGUAUGAAGAAGCAUUAAUGGAAAUAGAAUCAGUUUUUAAAAAAGUCAUAAAAGAACGAAGAGAAAGAAACUUCAGUCAGCAUAUCUUCAUCGAUUCCUUAUUGCAAGGAAACCUAAAUGACAAGCAGAUCCUAGAAGACAGCAUGAUAUUUUCUCUAGCAGGAUGUGUUAUAACUGCUAACUUAUGUAUGUGGGCAGUCUAUUUUCUUACCACAUCAGAAGAUGUCCAGAAGAAAUUGCACAAAGAACUAGACCAAGUUCUUGGGAAAGGUCCAGUUACUCAAGAGAAAAUUGAUCAGCUCAGAUAUUGCCGGCAAGUACUUUGUGAGACAGUUCGAACAGCUAAAUUAACACCAAUUGCUGCCAGACUUCAGGACCUAGAAGGAAAAGUUGACCAACAUAUCAUUCCUAGAGAGACCCUUGUUCUUUAUGCUCUUGGUGUGGUUCUUCAGGAUCGUUGUGCUUGGCCAUCACCAUACAAGUUUGAUCCAGACCGGUUUGCUGAUGAAUCUGCUAUGAAAAAUCUUUCCUUGCUUGGAUUCUCAGGCUCACAAGAAUGUCCGGAGUUGAGGUUUGCAUAUAUGGUGGCUACAGUACUUCUGAGUGUGCUAGUGAGAAAACUGUACUUACAUCCUGUGGAAGGACAAGUUAUUGAAACAAAAUAUGAGUUGGUAACAUCAUCAAAGGAAGAAGCAUGGAUUACUGUUUCUAAAAGAAACUAAAAAAUGAACAUCAAGUUGCAAGAAAAACAAUGCUUCAGCCUUUUGAAGGCAAAAAUUCAUUUCUUUUGCUGAGAAGUGUUAUCCUAAACUAUCAUAAGGUUUGGUGUUCAGAACUAAUUUUUCUACAUCCUUAACAUUAUCUUCUUUUUAUAUUAAUAUUCUUUUUACUAAAUUGAAUUUUAUACAGUCAUUUGUGAUUUGAACCACAUUGACUCCAAGACAUGUGAUAUAGAAGUGAAGGUUUUUAUUGCAAGACUAUUUCUAAACACUGCCUUGUCGAAACAGACUAAUCGUGACUAGUAUAUCCUUUAGGGCUGACUAGUAAUGAAGGCCACUGUCUUAGACAACAGUAGUUAGUAGUUAUAAUUUUCAUUGUUUAAUAUUAAAUUAUCCACUGUAUUCUAGUUUUUACAUAAAACAUUUACAUUAAAUAGUCCCUACUUUGAAGAAUUUUAAUUCUAAGAGAGCACAAAAUAUGUUUCUUAGAUACUAUUAAAAAGUUUAAAUAUGCAAAGGGAACUGAAUAUUUAUAGAAAUCUUAUGACAAAUGAUUUUAUAAACAAAGAAAUCUUUUGUAAUAUGAUCUUUAAGCUGUUUUAUGUAUAACUUAGAUUUUUGUAUAUUAUUAGAUUUUUUUAAAAAACAGAUCACAUUUGUAACUAUAUUGUAUCAGCAUACUGCUCACUUUAAAUGGAUAGCUUAGCUUUAUUUUUUUGAAUUUCUGUUUUCCCAUGUUACCUCUCUUUUAUUUUUCUCAUAAAACUGAAAUUGUUAUUCUUUUGGGGGAAAUUGUUUGGCACAUUGGGGGAGGCAAGAAUUUGAUGACAUAUCAUUCUAAUAGUUACUUAUAUACUUGUGUAUUCUACCUCUCAUUAUGUCUUCUACCUCUUAUCAUGAUACCUAGUUAUUUUGACAGAUGUACUAUUUUAGUCUAAAAGAAUAGGAAAGAGAAGAAGAGAAUAUUUUCCUUAAAAAACACACUAGAAAUUCUCUAUGUCUUUCAUUCAAAACCACUUGAAAAAAUAGUCUUGUAACAUCCCCAAAGAAUUGCAUCUUACCAGUAGACAUUGAGUAAACAUUACUGACUGAUGUACUGCAGAUACAGAGAAUUCUGCCAAAAUAUCUACCCAAGGAAAUGCUCACCUGAUAGAUGACAGAAGAGUCAUCUGCCAUAUGCCAGAUAAGUAGAAUGAAUACAUUAAGGGGAUAAGUUGGCUGGAUAUGUGGCAACCUCAGUUUUUUACUAUUGAAAUAAAAUUAUGUUGAAGAAAUAGGUUAAAUAGAUUAAUAAUAACAUAGAUACAGAGGGUCUCAAUUACCAUGGCAGUGAGUAGAAUGGUAGAUUCUACUUUUCAGAACCUUUUCCUAACACUUUGUUUUUAUUAUCAAUAUGAUGCACUGUCAUAGAUCUGCAGGUAGGAUAUGAAGUAAUUGAAAAAACUGUCUCAAUAGAAACACUUGUACAUGAUUUCCAACCGAGCCAAAGAGACACUUAAAAACCUGAUGCCUUUGGGCUCCACCUAGUAAAUUCUGCUUAUUUUAACUAAAAAAUGCCAACUAAUCAUGUUGAUUGUUCAGCUGUUUAAAAUAUAAAAUAGGUUAGAGAUGGGGUAAUACAAUUUUUUUCAAGUUAUGGAUGAAAUUCACCUCUAAGGUAUGUUUUUGUUUUGACAUCCAAAUAGUUGCGAAGUAUCCACAUAAAUUUAAAUUUCAGGCCUCAAAGAGAAUUGUUAUAAGAUCUCAUCCAGCUCAUCCCACAUCCCAUGAUCUCAUCAUGCACACUAGGUUCUUUCUUUCUCUUUAUUGUGUUCCCAGUCACUGCAGUGAGGGCUUAGGCUGUAAUUGUACAUAGAAAACUAAGGUAUUUUUUUUUUUUAAUAUUGAAGUUUUCCAAACUUCAGAUGAGUGCAGGAGGGAGCAUUCAAACUUGCUCUGAAAUUUUCAAUCUGUCUUAGGUGAUUCUAAUGAAUUUCACAUGUGGGCAUCUAGGUCACACAGUGGAUAGAGUGUCUGGCCUGGAGUCAGGAAGACUCAUCUUUGUGAAUCUAAAUCUGGUCUUAGACACUCGCUAGCUGUGUGACCCUGGGCAAGUCACUUAACUCUGUCUCAGUUUCCUCAUCUGUAAAAUGACUGUAGAAGAAAAUGGCAAACCAUUCUUGUAUGUUUAAAUCUCAAAUAGAGUCACAGACUUGGACACAACUGAAAAAAUGACAACAAUAAAAUAAGGAUUAUGUGCUAUAUUCCUGAGAAGUCAUUUUUAGGGGAGAAAAACAGGACUCUACAAUUUCUGUAUUUUGUAUAACUAUUUUUUGAUUUCCAAUUACAGUUGUGUUUGUGUUUCAGUCUAUUCUUGUUAUUGAGUUUCUUUACUUACAAAUCUAUCCCCAUAUUUGUCUUCUUGUUAAUUGAAAUUUAGAUGUAUCCCUAGACAGAAGUAGUCUUUCCAGCACUUACACAAGCAGCCUCUUUUUGAAUGGCUCUGAAUCACUGGGGAAAUGACAUAGCUGUUUUUAAUGUAUUUUAAAGUGUCCUUUCUGAAAAGGGGUGUUUUGAUAAGUAUUAGGAUGAAUCCUUAUUUUGUUUGUUUUUCUGAGUUAAUACAAUCCUAUUUGCCUGGUCCUUUUCAUAUUUCAGAAAAACAUGAAAUCUUAAUUUAAUUACCAUUUGAUUUCUUGUCCUAACAAGUUGGGCCUAAACUUUUUAAAAUUUAAAAUCUUUUCAGAGCAUUUAAGUACCUCCCUUAAAUGGAUAUUUUAUGUUUUCCAUUCUCUAGAUUGGCAGUAGUGUAUUUUAUCUGGUUUAUUAAUUAUAUGCAUUUUCCAGGAUAAUUUUUUAAACCUUUAUUAUCCUUUUGUGCAGGAGCAAAACAGUGUUCAGAAUUAACUGAAGGGAAUGUCCUAAACGCAGAUUGAGAUUAGGGGGGAAAAAAGUCCAGAGAUAAAUCUCGCCCACAGAUCCAUUUAACAUAAUUCAUUUGUUACUUUAGUUUUGAGGCUGCUGUCCCAUUUAUUGAGUUGUUAUUUUGUAUCUGUCUAUUUUUAAAUAUUUUUUAAUCCGUUUGGGGCUAGAAUUAAGGAUAACAAAGAAGUUCUUUUAACUCUAGUUAUAAAAAUAAUUUGUAUUCUUAAUAAGUAUAGUUUAAUUCAGGGAAUAUUCCAAAUUUGCGAAUUUCUCAAAAAAAAAAAAGGAAUUGCUUUGUUACUAGAUUCUCUUUAAUACCAACCAUUCCUUCCCUCCCCCCCAAAAGAUGCUGUUUAAGUUUUCUUCAGAUACUAAAGGUUCUUUGUUUAAGAAAAAUUCCUGUUGUUUUCCUAGUGCUUGAAGUGUGCUGGAAGCAGGUGGUUGAAGACCACAGGAUCUAGGAAGUCAAGCCACAAUGUAGAGUCGGGAUAAUUAUUAGGCUGGAUGAACUGUGAUCAAAUGAGAUAAGUUGUAAAAGUACUUUGUAAACCUUGAAGCAUUAUAUAUAAAUGUUAGUUAUUAUAACUUAACUAUUCCACUUGACAGUCACAAUGUUUUUGUGCAUAUGGAGUAUAAAAAUUUUUUUUUUCAGGUACCAAGAACAGGUUGGGAAGAAGGAGGGAAAGCUGUCCUAGAGCAGAAAAUUGACAUGGAAAGCCAUGUAGCACUCAGCUCAGAGAGGAGAGUCAGGAGGGGAGAGCCAAAGCCCAAGGGCUCUGUAUCAGUAUCAGCAUGUCCAGUCCGGAAAGGAUCUUAGAGAAUUCCCUGAGCUUGAAGGUGAGGAAGCUGAGGUGAGAGUAAGCAAGGACAGGAGAGUUCUUAGAGCAGGAAGGGUGCAGCUGAGCCAGGCAGGAGGCAGGUGAUCAGGGUGAUGAGAUGGAGCCCAGUAAGUAGGAUGAGGCAGGAACUGUUAAUAGAAGAGCUUUCAUGAGGCUAACUUGGAGAACAGGCCCUAGGACAAACAGCCAAAAUGCUUCAUUAUUAGGGUUAAAAUGUUUGUUGUGGAAUUAGAUGAAAACAUCGCAGCUUUUUCAUGUGCAGAUAGGUUGGGAAGUUUGUAAACACAGAAUCUCAAUUUAGAAGAGACUCAGAAAUGAUCUAGUCCAACCUGCACCAAUUUGAAGAAGGGGCAGCUUGUUGCUCCUGAGGCAGCUCUAAUUAUUAAGAAAUCUUUCUUUAUAUCAAGCCAAAAUUUAUUUCCUUCCCCCCUGCCCCAACUUCUCCCCAUUCUCCUUAGUUACACCUUUUGGAGCUAAGCUUCAACAAGUCUAAAUCCUGUCCCUCAAAUAUUUGCCUAACCCACCCCCGACUCCCACCACUUUCCUUAUGACAUGGUACCCAUCCUAAUUGCCCUUAUCUGCAUGGUUCGUUAUUCACCAUUCAUCAGUGUCUUUUCUGAUAUGUACACUCCAAAAUAGUAUUCUUGAUGUAAUCUCACCAGAAUAGAAUAAUAAUGGUUUAAAAUAAUUUUUAUUAGAAUAAUAAUAGCAAACAUUUGUAUAGCUCUUUUAAGAUUUGCAAAGUGCCUUACAAAUAUGGUUUCAUUUUAUCAUCACAAAAAUCCUAUGAAGUAGGUGAUAAUCAUUUUCUUCAUCUUAUUUGAAGGAAAAUUGCAGCUGAGGGAAGUUAUGUGACUUGCCCAGGAUCACACAGCUGGUGUCCGAGGCUAGAUCCUAAUUCAGAUCUUCCUUACUCCAAAACCAAAACUGUCCUCUAUUCCAGAAUAUACAUGUACAAAGUUUAUACAUAAAUUCCAAAACACAAAAUUAGAAUAUUUUACCAGUUCUAGAAACAAUGUCAGCAUAAAUACAGCCUAAGAUAGUAUUUAUUGUUUUAUCUACUGAUCCAUAUUGAAUUUGCAGUAUUCUAAAACCUCCAUAUUGUCAAUGUCAUUGUUAUUUUUUACUUUUCUGUCUUUGUGAAAUAUUUUUGAAAUGGAUGACUUUUCUUCUCCCCAUCCCCACAAGACCUUUCCUUAUAAGAAAGCAAAAAUGACAGAAUAGUCAACUAUAGCAAUCUAGUGUUUGACAAACCCAAAGAUUCUAACUUUUGGGAUAAGAUUUCAUUAUUUGAUAAAAACUGCUGGGAUAACUGGAAAUUAGUAUGGCAGAAAUUAGGCAAGGACCUACACUUAACACCAUAUACCAAGAUAAGAUCAAAAUGGGUCCAUGAUCUAGGCAUAAAGAACGAGAUUAUAAAUAAAUUAGAGGAACAUAGGAUAGUUUAUCUCUCAGACUUGUGGAGGAGAAAGAAAUUUGUGACCAAAGAUGAACUAGAGACCAUUACUGAUCACAAAAUAGAAAAUUUUGAUUAUAUCAAAUUAAAAAGCCUUUGUACAAACAGAACGAAUGCAAAGAAAGCAAAAAUGAUCCGCAUCCCCACACUAAAGCAUAUAAGGUUUUAUUAUUUGUUCUCUAUUAAACUUAAGUUGGGCCUUGCAUUUAAUUUGAGUUCAGUUGUCUUUUAACUUUGUUAUUUAAAUUACUGUAAUCUCAGGGUAUUUCGUUCUCCUAGUUUCACCAUCAGUUGAUGCAAGUCUUUCAUGUUCCUAUAAAUGUGUCUGUUUCUUGCAAUGCAAGGACCUAUAUCAUUGCAUUCCUAUAUUAGGUUUAUUUCCUUAUUAUCCAUUCAAAAGAAAAUUACUUUUUGAUGUACUUUUUUUCUCCCAUAAAUAGUGUGAGGAUGAAUAAUUUGAUAUAAAUGGGACCUUUCUUUUUGUCUUUGAAUACCUUGGGUCAAAGGGUAGGAAUUGAUGGAUCAAAAAAUAAGAAUAUUUCAAUGAUUUUUAUCCCAUAAUUCUAAAUAAUUUCCCAUAAUUAAUGAGUGUGCCUGUUGACUUAUACUUUCUCCAGUAUUAAUUGUUUCUGUUUUUUUGUUUUUUUUUUAUCAUCUUUACCAUGCUGCUAGUAUGAGAAUUGUGUCAGAUUGAUUUAAUUUGUUUCGGAAUUGUUUUAAUUUGCUUUUCUGUUAUUGGUGGUUUAUAGCAGUGGCAACAAAUUCAAAUAGAAAUAGAUCACUGUUGGAAUACAUGGGAAUUACCUGACAGUGGCUGCUUGGAGAUCCAACCCAGAAUGGAUCUCCUCUUGUGAGAGGAUGAUACAAGGAGCCUGAGAGGAAGUUGCUGUUCUCUGACCUCUCUGAUUGAGAGGCCAUUACAUUGUCCGACCUCUUUCCUCUUCCCUCAGCCUCCAGUUUAUCUCAUUUCCACUCUGCAACACCUGUGUCAGCAAAGGCUGCCUUACAACUACUUCAGAUGGUAUGAUCUACUGCUGUGGAGGCUCUCGGAGAAUUAACCUGCCUUUUAACAGAUCCCUGUGUUGUGUAAGGCAGUGUAUUGCCUUAAAAAAUCUCAAGUUAACAUCUAUAUUGUGUUGUAUUUUAUUUAUUUUAUUAAGCAUUUCCCAAUUACAUUUUAUUAUGAUUCAGGCAGCAUUUGGGAGUUUGAAGACAAAAGUAAUGGCUGGGAAUUUGACACUUCUGGUUUGGAACAUUCUUUCAUAUAUUACUGACAGAUUUCAUUCCUUUAAAAACAAACUGUGUUCUUUGAGUAGUUAUCUGUCAUCAGACUUUUAUCAGAAAUGUUUGUUGCAAGGAAUUUUUCAUAACAAUUUUUCUUUUAGCUGUAUUAAUUCUGUGUGAAAGAUUUUUAUAUUUCUGUAACUGAAAUUUUCUAUUUUAACCAUCUGCUAUGAUUAUCUGUAUCCCUUGUUUUUUUGGUUAAGAAUACUUCUCUUUGAUUAUGGUCUGAGAGGCAGAACUAGAAUGAUAUGGAGUAAAUUUAGACAAUAUAAAAAUAUAUUAAUAAAAAAUUUGCUCAAAAAUUUUCACCUUAAUUGUAGUUGUGAAAGAAACUUCUUUUCUUCUUUUUUUAAAUAAUAAAAAAGUUUUUCACAAUUAA